Molecule: messenger RNA, 9445 nt
Organism: Labeo rohita (rohu)
Lineage: Eukaryota; Metazoa; Chordata; Actinopteri; Cypriniformes; Cyprinidae
Gene: rab11fip3
Product: RAB11 family interacting protein 3 (class II)
Exons: 14
Coding region: 1141-7650 (2169 amino acids)
Biological process (GO): regulation of cytokinesis; endocytic recycling
Cellular component (GO): endocytic vesicle; cleavage furrow; recycling endosome membrane
Molecular function (GO): calcium ion binding
Source: RefSeq, a predicted model, not a curated record
GUGAGUGAGACACAGCAGAGGUUGUGUGUUGCUGCUGAUGAGAGAGAGACAGAUAUAACUGAAACAUCAUCCGUCGACUAAAAAACAGGACCUCACGAACGCAUCUCAAAUCUCGGAUUUGAGUUUAACGGAUACAUCGGGGCCGAGGGAUUCAAAUAAAAGGGAUUCGCGCUUUAUUUGGGGGAUUAACGGUGGUCUUGAUCUGAUUUGAUCCCGCUAACAGGCUAAUAACAAGCGCAGGUGGAUGACUCGCCAGACUCGACCUGGAUGUUGGCCUGUUUUUAAGGAAGACAUACUGAGGAAUAAAACACCGAGCGUCAAAUCAAAUUAAAGGAUUCAUUCAGCUCUGACGGGAAGAAGAAACAUCACGGGUGGUCUUUUAUUGUAAACUGGAAAAUCAAAUGAGCGGGGGUCGUAUGGGCCAGCUAGUCGGCUAUUUGGUUUACCUCAGAUGUGGAGGAUGCUGAAGCUAACCGCUCUGGAACAAUCUAUUUAAGGGUUUUCGGGGUUUUUUCUGUCUAAUAUACGCAAUGACAGUUGUUUAAAACAAAGUCUGUUGUGCUUAACAUGUAAAAAAUCUGAUAUGUUAACCUUUAGACAAUCUGAGUAAGAAGAAUGAAUACACUGCCUCGUGUUUAUACAAAAUAACCAGUCUUUAAUCAUUAAUAGUUGAUCCAGGGAAGCGUCAAGCCUGUUAUAAGUGUACCAUUAAUGUGAACUUAAAAAUAAUGAUUUGCUUAUGAGGGAGUUAAAGGUUAUGUAAUUUGGAUAUACAGUGUAACAUUGAUAUAGCUUUUGAGGAAUUUCAUGUAUUUUCUUAUACAGUUAUAGAUUUUGAAAUUCUAUUUUUCAUGACGUGUUUUUUUUAAUGGGUAGCAAUCUUAAGCACUGAAGUAAUCCUGUUAUUAUGUGUUGAUUAGGAUGUGGAUCAGCAUGUUUUGAGAAGUCUUAUGUUAAAUGGAUUAGAUGACUUUGAAUGCGGAACAGGAAAACAGCCAGUUUUUUUUCUUUCUUUUUUUUAUGGGGAGGUUUGCAUAUCGGAAAAAAUAUCUCGGCCCGUAUUACGGCAGUGAAACAUUAUCCCUGUGUCUGCAAAAGUAAACAGUAGUUGAUCAUUUACAGGGAGCUGGACGCUUACGCAUGGGUCUCAACAAGGAUAUUUCUUUUGGUGCGUAUGCUGGAAGAGGCCACCAACUGCUUUUGAAUUCCCGAACAUUAUUAUCUUGUGGGAUCAUAACAAAGGAUUGGAAUUUCUGGAAUAUUUCCAAUCGUCGGAGGAGAGAGCUCUUCUUUUCAAUGGAGCAAGUUCUCUCCAGCCCUCAGGGGUGUUCUGAGUGGGAGGUGAGCGGGAAAGCCGAGUGGGAAUCCGAGCAGGAUCCGCUCGGAUUUCUUCUUAUGGACAAAGACAACAGUUCUGUUGGUGAUUCCACCAAUGAAAUUUUUCAGGAGAAUGCCAUAAACCUAGAUGACCUGUUUUGGUCCUCGCAGUAUUCUGGGCAGACGUAUUCCUGGGAAAAUGGUUUGGAAUGUGUCUAUCCCGAAUGGAAGGCUCAGCCGGGUCCUUCCCAAAAUCUCAAGGGGGAAGGGUCUCCUGGAAAUUUGGAAAUUGUCGAUGGGGAUCUCAUCUGUUUUAAUUCUAGAUCUACUAGUCCUACGUUCUCGAACGUACAAUCGCAGAAUCAAAAUACUUUUUAUAACCCUCCCGAACAGGUGCCUGAUUUCCUGCAACCAAUGGAGGUUACUGCCACUUCAAACCCUCUAGAUGUGUACACAGGUGAGCUGGGUAUUAUUCAGUCUGACAAAACACUACUCCAAGAAUCCCACCUCCUUGAGGACACGCAUUUAACAAACUGUGAGUUCAGCCAUAGUUCCUUAGAGGAAAGAACAUUUGUGAACAAUGACAGCCAGAGCUUCCAUCUCUCUCUGGAAUCUGAAGGUUUGUUGCCUGUUUCUCCUGUGGAGUUGUCAUGCACAGAUACGAACUCAAAUCCCAAGCCUUCAAUUAUUAGUCAAUUUACACCAGAACACAUCUACCUCCCAACCUCAGCCCUUCCCUGUGAGCCCAUCCCUCCAACAACGUGUACAGAACCAACUGUCUCGUCAUUUCACGAGGGUAGUGCUCCCCUUCCAAUGGACGAGUUGGAGAUGUUGUUACCCGGGCUGCUGGAUGGAGGUCUGCACUCGGCUAGUAACGAGACCCAUGAUGAUGAUCUUCAGACACAAGAGACAACAAAUGCUAACAUGGAAACAACACAACUAUCUUCUGAAGUAGAGACUGUAUAUAGGACUCCAUUAGGUGAGUCUUGCAUAUCAUCCGAAGUUUGUGAAGAAUCAUUGUGUGAUUUAUCAACAGAAUGCACAUUUGAUGUACCAUUGGAAAUGGUUGGAGAAGAGUUCGAGGAGGAGGUCAUGUCCAAUGCUACAACUGCUAAUGUUUUUUCUGAAGCUGAAACAGGACUUGCAUUAUUUGAUAUUGUUGAUUUACAAGUAGAAGAUCUUUCAGCUGAAAGCCUGCUGGACAAAGAUGAACAUAAGGAGUCCACAUCACCCUUGCCGGUCAGCACGUCUGAGCAUAAUGCCUUAAUUGAUCUCUCACCUGAAGAUGACAUCUUAACUGAAGACCACAGCCAGUCCACACCUUCAACCAAGGCUGACGCCUUAUUUGAGGUGCCCCGUGAUGGAGAUAUUCCUGAUUCCACAUUUGAGAUCUUAACAGACAGCGUCUCUUGUGAAGCUGUACCAUCUUUAGACUCUGAAAAUCCACCUGUGACAGUACAGGUCAAAUGUGAUGCAAACUCACCUGAUCUUGAAUCAAAUUCACUCACCCUUGAAUUUCAAGACAGAGCUGAAGCCUUAUUUGAGGUGCCCCAUGAUGGAGAUAUUCCUGAUUCGAUUUUGGAGAUCUUAACAGACAGCACAUCUUGCGAAGCUUUACCAUCUUUAGACUCUGUAAUUCCACCCGUGACAGAACAGGACAAAUGUGAUGCAAACUCACCUGAUCUUGAAUCCAGUUCCCUCACCCUUGACUUUCAGUAUAAAGCUGAUUCCAUAUUUGAGGUGCCCCAAGAUGGAGAUAUUCCUAAUUCCACAUUGGAGAUCUUAACAGACAGUGUCUCUUGCAAAACUGUACCAUCUUUAUUGGACUCUCUCAUUCUAUCUGUCACAGAACAGGACAAAUGUGAUGCAAACUUACCUGAUCUUGAAUCCAAUUCAUUCACCCUUGAAGCCUUCUCUGAGGCGCCCCAUGAUGGAGAUAUUCCUGAUUCCACAUUUGAGAUAUUAACAGACAGUGUCUCUUGCGAAGCUGAACCGUCUUUAUUGGACUCUCUCAUUCUAUAUGUGACAGAACAGGACAAAUGUGAUGUAAACUCAACUGGUCUUGAAUCCAAUUCACUCACCAUAGAAAUUCAGGAUAAGGCUGAUUUCUUAUUUGAGGUGCCCCAUGAUGGAGAUAUUCCUAAUUCCACAUUGGAGAUCUUAACAGACAGCGUCUCUUGUGAGGCUGAACCGUCUUUAUUGGACUCUCUCAUUCCACCUGUCACAGAACAGGACAAAUGUGAUGCAAACCCACCUGAUCUUGAAUCCAGUUCCCUUACCAUAGAAAUUCAGGAUAAGGCUGAUUCCUUAUUUGAGGUGCCCCAUAAUGAAGAUAUUCCUAAUUCCACAUUGGAGAUCUUAACAGACAGUGUCUCUUGUGAAGCUGUACCAUCUUUAUUGGACUCUCUCAUUCUAUAUGUGACAGAACAGGACAAAUGUGAUGUAAACUCAACUGGUCUUGAAUCCAAUUCACUCACCAUAGAAAUUCAGGAUAAGGCUGAUUCCUUAUUUGAGGUGCCCCAUGAUGGAGAUAUUCCUAAUUCCACAUUGGAGAUCUUAACAGACAGCGUCUCUUGUGAGGCUGAACCGUCUUUAUUGGACUCUCUCAUUCCACCUGUCACAGAACAGGACAAAUGUGAUGCAAACUCACCUGAUUAUGAAUCCAGUUCACUCACCCUUGAAGUGUUAUCUGAGGCGCCCCAUGAUGGAGAUUUUCCUGAUUCCUCAUUGGAGAUCUUAACAGACAGUGUCUCUUGCGAAGCUGUACCGUCAUUAUUGGACUCUCUCAUUCCACCUGUCACAGAACAGGACAAAUGUGAUGCAAACUCACCUGAUCAUGAAUCCAAUUCACUCACCCUUGAAGCAUUAUCUGAGGCGCCCCAUGAUGGAGAUAUUCCUAAUUCCACAUUUGAGAUCUUAAUAGAUAGCGUCUCUUGCGAAGCUGAACCGUCUUUGUUGGACUCUCUCAUUCCACCUGUGACAGAACAGGACAAAUGUGAUGUAAACUUAACUGGUCUUGAAUCCAGUUCACUCACCCUUGAAUUUCAGGAUAAGGCUGAAGCCUUAUUUGAGGCGUCUCAUGAUGGAGAUAUUCCUAAUUCCACAUUUGAGAUUUUAACAGACAGUGUCUCUUGCGAAGCUGUACCAUCUUUAUUGGACUCUCUCAUUCCACCUGUCACAGAACUGGACAAAUGUGAUGCAAACUCACCUGAUCAUGAAUCCAGUUCACUUGAAGUGUUAUCUGAGGCGCCCCAUGAUGAAGAUAUUCCUGAUUCAACAUUUGAGAUCUUAACAGACAGCAUCUCCUGCGAAGCUGUACCAUCUUUAGACUCUGUAAUUUCUCCUGUAACAGAACAGGACCAAUGUGAUGCAAACUCACCUGAUCUUGAAUCUGAUUCAGUGACCCUUGAAGCCUUAUUUGAGGCGCCCCAUUAUGGAGAUAUUCCUGAUUCCACUUUGGAGAUCUUAACAGACAGCAUUUUUUGUGAAGCUGUACCAUCUUUAGACUCUGUAAUUUCUCCUGUAACAGAACAGGACGAAUGUGAUGCAAACUCACCUGAUCUUGAAUCCAGUGCACUCACCCUUGAAUUUCAGGAUAAUGUAACAAAUGUUGAAACACACAACCUAGACACUGACCCUGAGGCUGUGGAGAGACAGCGAGCCGACGAUACACCCACAACAGGCAACACAGAAGACUCAGACAUAAUCGAAAUUUUAGAGAGCUUAAAUUUGCAUCAAAAUCAAGAGGCAACCAAUUUGGAUAUUUCUAGUUUAAACCUGGAAAACAGUAAACCUGACAAUCAAGAAUUGAAUGCAAUGAGUGAAACCUGUCAGGAACAAGUUAAUAUGCUUGUGGAAGAUCUCACACCUUUGGACCAACCCAACGACUCUUUGACUGCAAACUCAAGUACAACUGUAAUAGAUAAACCUGCAGAAAAUGUAACAGCUCACAAUGACAGUCACAAUGCACCUCCAAAUGUUGAAGAGAAACUUCACAGUGUGUCUUUACAGGGAGGGGAGAGAUCAGAUUACAGUAUGUCUACACAGAAUCAAGUCAUACCUCAUUGUGAAAGUAAUCCUGAUUCUUUAGAAUCCACUCCCUUCAACUGUACAGGUGAUCAGCUGACCGUGACAGGUGGAGAAGUGGGGCCGGACCUUACAGAGACCACAGAGACACCUGGCCAAUUGCAUGAAGCUAUGGGAGAGGGAGAGGGAGAGGCGGGGUUUCCCGCUCAGGAGGAUUUCCAUGAGCUGACACUAUCACAGAAAGACCUGGCACAAGAGCAACAAGUGAGCUCAGUCGCCCCCAGCUCUCCUCCCUCGCACAGAAAUGUCUUUCCCUGUGGAGCCAGCCUGGAUGGGGAGGCCUACCUGACCUUGAUGGAGAAUAAUCCUGAUACUCCCAACAUUCCCAAACAUGCAGAAAUGACUCUGGACCUGUGCAAGGCCUCAGAUGCUCUACCGACCAAAUCGCUCCAUGACCAGAGGGUCCCUGUGGAUUUGAUAAACGUGCCUAUAGCCCAUAAAAGCGAGGAGCAGUCGGCUCUCCGAGCUGUUUUCCAGGCUUUGGAUCAGGAUGGAGAUGGAUUCGUCCAUAUUGAGGAGUUCGUUGAGUUCGCAAAAGCCUAUGGAGCCGAACAGGUGAAGGAUCUGACACGGUUCUUGGAUCCCAGCGGUCUGGGUGUGAUCAGUUUUGAGGAUUUCCACAGAGGCAUCAGCGCAAUCAGCAAUGAAGGAUCUGAUCCAGACCUCUACAAGACUCAUCUCAGCGCAGUGGAAGCUAAUGGACCUCCAGAGGAAUAUGACGAGCAGGCGGAGGUCUCAGACAGCGCCUAUCUCGGGUCGGAGAGUGCCUACAGUGAGUGUGAAACCUUCACAGACGAGGACACGACGGCUUUGGUUCAUCCAGAACUCCAUGAGGACGUGGAGACAGACAGCGGCAUUGAAAACACACUCACGGAUGGAGACGAUCGCAACAGGUUCACACUGGGCUCUGAUUUGAAUGGCCACACCCUCGUGGCCGUGAUUGGAGGAGAGGAGGAGCACUUUGAGGAUUUCGGUGAGAGUAACAACACUUCAGACCUGCUGCUAGCCAAUCAGGAGGAUGGAGGGGCGGGGCCUGAGGGGGAGGGAGAUGCAGAGCCACUCCCACACCCAGACAGCCCACUGCCCCGCCCACUGAUGCUGCUGUCGCCUAGCCCCAGCUCUUUUCCUGCUAGUUUCCAGAGUUUCCUUCAGUCGGAGGCGCUGGAGUUUUUCUGCACUCACUGUCACAAGCAGAUCAGUCGUCUGGAGGAUCUGUCCACGCGACUGCAGAUGCUAGAGAUGAAUAGUUCCAGCAAGAGAAUGUCCAGUAAGAAAGCAGCAAGACACUUGCAGCAGUCCGGCACUCUGGAUGUCAUGGGAGAUCUGACUCAAGACAUUUUGGACCUUGCGGAUCGUGACAUCACAGACAAGGUGUUGCUGUUGGAGAAGCGCGUGUGCGAGCUGGAGAAGGACUCGUUGGAGAGCGAAGAACAGCAUGCGCGUCUGCGACAGGAGAACCUUACUCUCGUCCACCGGGCAAACGCUCUGGAGGAGCAGCUGAAGGAGCAGGAGCUGCACGCGGAGGAGAACUUGCUCGCGCACACACGUAAACACAGAGAUGCUCUGAACAAACUCCAGCGAGAGAGAGAUCUGGAAAUCGAAAACCUCCAGGCCAGGCUGCAUCAGUUGGAUGAGGAGAACAGCGAACUGAGGUCAUGUGUUCCCUGUCUGAGAGCCAACAUCGAGAGACUUGAGGAGGAAAAGAGGAAACUUCAAGAUGAGGUUGACGACGUCUCGGAUCGAUUGAAUGAAGAAAUCGAAUCUCGCAGGAAAAUGUCUGACAAACUGAGCCAUGAACGCCAUACGAACCAGAAAGAGAAGGAGUGCACUCAGGGGUUGAUAGAGGACUUGAGAAAGCAGCUGGAACACCUGCAGCUGUUUAAGUUGGAGACCGAAGCGAGAAGAGGACGAUCGGCCAGCUCCGGCCUGCAGGAAUACAACACUCACAUGAGAGAGAACGAACUGGAGCAGGAGAUACGCAGACUCAAACAGGAUAACCGCAGUCUAAAGGAGCAGAACGAUGAGCUGAACGGUCAGAUCAUUAAUCUGAGCAUCCAAGGAGCGAAGAGCCUGUUUACUGAAUCUCUUUCCGAGUCACUCGCCGCCGAGAUCAACAACGUCUCCCGUGCUGAGCUGAUGGAGGCCAUCCACAAACAGGAGGAGAUCAACUUCCGUCUGCAGGACUACAUUGACCGCAUCAUCGUCGCCAUCAUGGAGUCCAACCCCUCCAUCCUGGAGGUCAAAUAAUCAUCAUGGCGAUGACUUUAUCUAAUUUAUGAACUAAAACGGGAGGCAAGAGACAUAAAGAACAGACUUGGAGAUGAUGUGAAGAAUCCAAUCAUUAUGUUGAUCAAAUAAUUUAAUAAUUCAGAGCACUGUCUGUCGUAUGAAUGUGUGUAUGUGUGAGUUUGUGUGAACGACCCUGUCCUUCGGUUCCUGUGACUUCCCUGUGUUUUGGGAUUGAGGUGCCCAUUACUUCUGUGUAUGUGCGUGUUCACAAUUCAUAGAUUGAAUUUCAGUGUAAGAAACUAGUUUGUUUUAAGUGACCAGUUUAAGUCUGGUUAAAGCAGUCACACCGUUAGCCCAUGUGAGGGACAUUUGCUGACCUGAGGGUUGAGCGUGUGCGUACGAUUUGGCUCGUAAACGAGUUUUUGCUGAAUGUGCUGAGUUUUUUCUUUAAAUAUUUAUUACGAUGAUGCGGAACGCGAAGGAUCAAAAAAGACUGACGCCCACCGUCAAUGUUGCAAUGUUGCAUUGUGGGUAAGGUAAUCGGUCCUAUGCGAUUUCCUGCUGAGAAUAUUCAUCUGCCGCCUCCUGUAAUCCUGGAUUAUUUCUGAAAGACUUUGAAUUUCUGUACAAAGGACUCUUAAAAUCUCACUGGAAAUGUUCAUUGCACUUCAAAUGAUUUUAUUUUGAAAAAUGUCUGUUUGCUAUUUAAAUUGUUUGAAAGAAAUAAGGUUGAAGCUGUUUUAUCAACGUUGGCGGGAAAAGAAGCGGACGCUGAAGCACUGGAGAAUUCGAAGCGUUAACGCGGGAAAAAAGACUUUUGCUUCAUUUCUAAGUUUCAGAACUCUUUCUGUUUGUCUCUGGUGAAUUUAAAUGUAAAUAUCGAUCUAGAACGUUUGUAUCUUGCGUUCUUUGAAUCGUAUUUUUAUGGACAAAUGGAAAUAAGAUUCCGUUUCAUUUUGUCUUCCACCUGACUGAUCUGUUGGCGUCUGUUCCAGCGCGCCAUUAUGGAUGUACUUCCCUCUCAUCCGGGACACGCAUGUUUGAUUUUCAUCUUUUUUCUCCAGAAAAUCCAGUAAGGAGUUUUAAACGAGUUUAAAAGAAAGAUUAGACCUAAUCCUUCUUAUUUCCUCUUACUGGAUUGUGGAAAAGCACGUUUCAGUCCACAUUUUUCUUUUCCCCUUUCUCUGACUCGCGUAUUUCGGUUUUAAGAACCGUCCGAUCAGUUUUUCACGCAAGACAAUGCUGGAGAACAUUUGAAGACGACUUCGCUGCUGUUUUAGAGCUACUGUAAUGAUACUGAUGGACAUUAAAACGCGGGAACGUUGCUUCUGUGAAUUUGCCGCCAGCUGUCUCGUUCCUUAACUUCCUUAAAGAGACACUAAGGAAAGACCCGAUUGAAUCUACUGCUCUUGAUCUGUCUGAUGUUAAACAGCUGUUGUAUAUGAUUUAAGAUAUGUCAACACACUUUUCCAAUGUCCAAAGACAACAUUUCACCGCUUAGAAGGAGUUCUGCUUGCCACUUAGACUUUAAAAGACUAAUAAUAGUUAUAAAUACAUGUUAAUAAAAGAAAAAGGACUCAUCUUAUUGAAGGAUACAAUUGUAAAAAAAAUGAUGUUUACUCUAAUUGUUAAGGUUACUGUAUAAAUGAAAGAUAUCAGUAUUGUCUUCUGUUGAAUGUUUUGCUUUCUUUUGAAGAUGCCCCCUAAGAUGUAUCUUUUACUGUUCGGGGUCUUAUAGAUUUUCAAAUAAUUGUAUGAAGGUUAAAAGAAAAGUGAAAAUAAAAUUAGUCACCAAUAAAUUAAGUGCAAAUAA